AGCCGAGAGAAUUAAACAACCCUCAGAUUGGAAAAUCUACUGACACACGAGCCAACAAAGAAUCACCUUUCAUUAAGAAACUGCUAAAUGGAGCUAUUGAAGUCACCUGCAAACGUACAAAAAUUAUAGAUGAUGAUACAUCUGAAAGUCAAAAAAUUCAAACCCAACUUGCUAUAUUAGGAAAAUUGAAAGAUUUACCCAAUAUCCUUAAAUUUUAUGGUCUUUCAAAAAUUUCAAACUAUCAAGUUACAGUUUUUGAAUGGGCAGAACUUGGCAUACUUCAAGAAUUAUAUGAUGAAAAUGAUAUUGCAUAG
Molecule: messenger RNA, 314 nt
Organism: Racocetra persica
Lineage: Eukaryota; Fungi; Glomeromycota; Glomeromycetes; Diversisporales; Gigasporaceae
Source: the annotation of a GenBank genome assembly